AUGGUAGGGUUGGGGGCUCUAACUGAGGGAAAAACUUCCUAUACACGUGAAAGUGUAACAUUUCUACUACGAAAAAAAGAAAAUGUUCAUGAGUCACCUGAUAUAUUGUAUGUUGUUCAAGCUGCAAGUGGCACACUGUCCAUUCCACAGGGUGUGCAUCAAAAGAAUGAAGGUGUGGAAGUGGCAUCUGGCCUCUGGUGUUCUGUGCUUCAGUCAUUAUUGCCCGCUGGAUUUGUAAACAACUUACUUCUGACAAUUGGAAAACAGAAAAGUCAGGUAUUAACUAUUCUAUACAUUUGUACACAUGAACUGAACAAAAAUGUGCACGACGUGAAUGCGAAACUAGUACCAGUGUUCGUUCUGAGCAGAGUACUUCAUACAGAAGUACGCUGGCUUUCAAAAGUAAAUAUGCUAGGAAGAUUAUUUGAACUUCGAGACGAAGUGAUGCAGUUUUUGGAAAAUAACAAACAAACUGAAUUGUAUGUGGAAUUUAGAAAGCCCGGUGUUCAUGUUGCAUUGGCUUAUCUGUCAGAUAUUAUUGAAUCUUUAAACACAUUCAAUUUGAAAUUACAAGGUGGAGAGUCAAACAUAAUUUUUCAUUGGGAUGCCAUCAAAGCAUUUACUGAUAAGUUAUUGUUUGGGAUUCUGGAAGAAGCCCGAUUUCAAAACGAUUUUAAGGAUACUGAUACUAAGAGUAAAAUAUCAAACCAUUUGCAGCACCUCACUGAUAAAUUCGAACGAUACUUCCCUAACAGUUGUGAUGAUAAAAUUUAUUAUAGUUUAGCGACGGAUCCAUUUCACGUUGACGUGGAUGUGUUGGCAGACAGACUACAAGAGGAAGUCUUAGAAAUUAAAAAUGAUUCUGCAGCGAAGUAUGACUUUCAGAAGAUGGAUAAGCCUUUAUUUUGGGUGAAAUAUCUCAUGGUGUAUCCCAGCAGAGCAGAACAAGCACUGAAACUGUACUUACCAUUUUCAAGCACUUAUUUGUGCGAAAGAGCAUUUUCAGCAGUAGUGGCGAUAAAAAAUAAGCUUAGAAGCAAACUCGGUAUUGCCAAUGAUUUACGUUGUGCAGUUUCUACUAUUCAGCCAAGAAUUCAAAAUCUUUUAAAAAAUAUGCAAGCUUAUCCUUCACAUUGA
This is a messenger RNA of Schistocerca nitens (vagrant locust), 1137 nucleotides long. RefSeq names its product SCAN domain-containing protein 3-like. The coding region runs from base 1 to 1137 and encodes 378 amino acids. The transcript is spliced from 4 exons. Lineage: Eukaryota; Metazoa; Arthropoda; Insecta; Orthoptera; Acrididae. The record is from RefSeq and is a predicted model, not a curated record.